GCGUAACACACUCAUGCACACUGCGCGCAUCUACUCUCACACUUCUGAAUCACAGGCUCUGGAAAAGCAGCUCGGACACUUUAUUUACAAGACUUGCUUUUAAAUCUCAAGAACGUCAUGGAUCCUCUAGCGGUGACCGGGAGCGGCUUUGAUGAACCUUAUUCACGCAUGGACUAUAAUAAUAAUAACUUUUUGGAACCAACCAGACUUCCGUUCAACAGGACCGCAGAGCCGAGCGCAGUGAGCGAGAGAGCCUCUGUGAUCAUCGCCAUCUCCAUCACAGCUAUUUACUCCGCCAUCUGCGUACUGGGACUGUUAGGAAACGUGCUGGUUAUGUACGGCGUGGUCAGAUACACAAAGAUGAACACUGCAACCAACAUUUACAUCUUCAAUUUGGCUCUGGCAGAUGCUUUGGCCACCAGCACACUGCCAUUCCAGAGUGCCAAGUAUCUGAUGAGGACCUGGCCUUUUGGAGAGCUGCUGUGUAAAAUAAUCAUUGCGAUUGACUACUACAAUAUGUUCACCAGUAUUUUUACUCUAACAAUGAUGAGUGUGGACCGCUACAUCGCUGUCUGCCACCCAGUGAGGGCUCUUGAAUUCAGGACGCCUGUCAAAGCCAAGAUCAUCAACAUCUGCAUCUGGAUCCUAUCAUCUGCCAUCGGUAUUCCAGUCAUGAUCAUUGCUGUAACAAGAGUCACUGAAAAUGGUAAAAUCAUCUGUAAGCUGAAAUUUCCUGAACCUGAAGGCUUUUAUGACAAUGCGACAAAGAUUUGUGUGUUCAUCGUUGCCUUUGUUGUGCCCGUCUUGGUCAUCUCCAUCUGCUAUGGGCUGAUGAUCUUGCGGCUGAAAAGUGUACGCUUGCUCUCCGGGUCCAAAGAGAAAGACAAGAACCUGCGCCGCAUUACCCGUAUGGUGCUGGUAAUAGUGGCAGCCUUCAUCAUAUGCUGGACACCCAUCCAUAUCUUCAUCAUAGUCAAGACUUUUAUAACGAUUGACCAGAAGAACCCACUUGUGAUCAUCAGCUGGCACUUGUGCAUCGCUCUUGGCUACAUGAACAGCAGCUUAAACCCAGUCCUCUAUGCUUUCCUGGAUGAGAAUUUCAAGAGAUGCUUUCGAGAAUUUUGCCUGCCUUUCCGCUCUCACACGAAGCAGAACAGCUUUUCUAGAGCCCGCAACACCACCAAGGAACCUGCCUCAGUCAGUGGCAAGGCAGAUUCAGUGAGAAAGCCCACAUGACUAGUACUGGUCCAGGGAUUGCCUGGACGACCCACUGGAAACCAACAGGACCUGCAGUCUGAGUGCACUCAAAUCUCCACUACGGAGUUCUGAGUCACCCCAUUCACAGUUAAAACUGAAUUCACAUAAGGCAACAUGUAUGAAAUUGUUUGAAGAGUUAAGGCAAAAACAAUAAUCGCUUGUUGAUUUUGGUAUAAUUUAUUCUCAUAAAAGGCACUAAGUAAACCCUCCAAAUUUCGGAUGAGAUCAAGUUUGAACUACAGACCACUUACAAGUCAGCCCAAUUAUCAUUCCCUGGUGGUGUAUACACUAUAUAUGGGCAAAAUUUUGAGGACACCUGACCGUAACACGUAUGCACGUUAUGUCUAAAUCUAAUGUCAGAUUUAGUCCCCUCUUUGCUGUUAUAAUAACUUUCUGGCUGUUCAAAUAUGUACUCAUUAAGACACAAGAGCAUUAGUGAGGCCUGGGGCAUGUCAACAUUCCAGCUUAUUCUUAAAGAUGUUCAUUGGGGUUGAGUUCAGGGCUCUGUCCAGACCAUUUAAGUUUCUGCUUUCCAACCUCAAGCAAAUCAUGUCUUCAUAGACCUCACUUUUUACACAGGGAUAUUGUCAUGCUGGAACAUGUUUGAGCUCACAUACAGGUUUCUAAUACUUUGAAGGAAAUUCAUUUGUCGCAGUGAAUCAGUGACAGUCCCAAUUAUGUCAGUCAUAUUUUCAACUUGUGUAAAGAAUGGCUCUUAUUUUGGAUCUCUGUUUCUGUACUAUUGAAAGCUGGUUGACUUCCCAUUUAUUAUAAGGCACAAGAGACUACUGAAUUGGAACAAGAAAAAUACAUCAUAUCUACAAACACAGGGUAAAACUGGUUCAAGUGUCAGAAUGUCAGACAAAUAUCUUCACACAAUCGUUUAAGAUUAAUGAGAUUUUUCUGCACAAUGGAGUCUUGCACACAUACUAGAAUGAUACUAUAGAUCCUGAGACUAUUUCUAUCUCCAGGACACUUUUUAUUACCAAGACAAAACUACAGUACAGUGAAUGACAAUGUGAGUAUGUGUUUAUUUGCCACAUGUAGGCCAGACUGCAGGAGCAAGCCAGUGGCACAUGCAGGCAGUAUUACUUCUGGUGCCUUGCUGUGACGGGAGAGAAGAAAAACAAUCAAGUGUUAAAGACUUAUAGAGAACCGGACACAAUGCUCUAUUUCAGUAAAACUAUAAUAAACUGCUGUAAAAGACAAUCCAACCCAACCAUAGACACGUUUGAAAUGUUCCUGCAGACCACUUCACUGUUACAUCCAUGUAGUCUUUUUUUUUUGGAUAAAUAUUUGUAUACAUGUGACUGAAUACAAUGAAAGAAACAUAGUGAAAAAAUAUUUGCAAGUGAAAUGUUAUUUGGUGACAUUUUCCCUGUUUAAUACAACUUCAGUGCCAGAAUGAAAUGGAAAGCUAAUGCUGUUUUGUUUUUGUUUUUCUUGCUUUCUUAAAAGCAGUGGAGACUUUAACAUCUAUUCUUGUUCUGCUUUUUGGUAAUGUGGCUUUGGACUGUAGUGUUUAGCAUUGUGAGUAUUCAGACUUCCUCUUCCGAUCAUGUACAACUUACAUCAUAUAGUAACAGUAUGAAGCCUUACUUCUGCCUCUGCAUCAACUGGAAGUGAAUUAUAAUAACUGCAGUGUUAUUAUAUAGUUGAUAUU
Molecule: messenger RNA, 2920 nt
Organism: Hemibagrus wyckioides
Lineage: Eukaryota; Metazoa; Chordata; Actinopteri; Siluriformes; Bagridae
Gene: oprd1b
Product: opioid receptor, delta 1b
Exons: 3
Coding region: 118-1236 (372 amino acids)
Biological process (GO): G protein-coupled opioid receptor signaling pathway; neuropeptide signaling pathway
Cellular component (GO): membrane; neuron projection
Molecular function (GO): neuropeptide binding; G protein-coupled enkephalin receptor activity
Source: RefSeq, a predicted model, not a curated record